AUGAGAAAUUUGAUGAGAACUGCAAUAUCUUCUGUUUGCUAUUUGAGAAAUUUAUUUCCUGAGGAUUGUUUUCAAGACAAGUCUCUGAGUGGAAUCCAAAUCAAGUCUCUUCAGCCUUCAAAUGAGGAGGCAAGAACACUUAUCGAUUGGUUAGAGAAGGGUGUGUUUGAAGCCUUGAAGAAGAAAUAUCUGAGAACUAUAAUCUUUGGAGUCUGUUCUGAUCCAAGUAGAGAAAUUGAUUCAAUGCUUGAGAGCUAUGAAUGUAAGUAUUACACAAACUGGUUUGUUCAAUUAUCUGCUCUAUCAGUCAAAGUAACCUAUCCGGAUAAGGAAGAAGGCCAGUUGAACAUCUCAAGAGCAGCUGAUUCGAACAAGACUAAUAAGAAGAUUGGAAUUAAAGGAACUCAAACCAAACAAGAAAUUACUCAAUCAAUGGUUAUGAUGCUUAGAACCCUCAUCACUCUUGCUCAGACACUUCAACCAAUUCCAGAAACUAGAUAUAUUACCAUGAAACUACUCUACUAUGAAGAUGUUACUCCUAGAGAUUAUGAGCCAUCUUUCUUUAGAGCUUUGAGAGAGGAUGAAUCCAGAAAAUUCAAUCAAGAUUUUGUCAAACUGAAGAUUGGGCAAGUUCAAACUCAAUAUCACUCGUUGAAUAUUCGUGUAAGAACCGCAUCUGAAUCAUUUGAAGAUGAAGAUGGUAAAUCAGUCACCUCAGAGAUGUUAUCCUCCUGCCCUAUAGACAAGAAUAAUUCACAUCCAACCUCCUCUCAAUGGGCUGUCAAUGUACCAGAGAAUAAGCUCGAAACAAAGAAGGAAUAUGAUAGCGAUUCGACUCAGCUUUCCCAACAGGAUGACAACACUAAGCAAUCAAGCAGUUGUGAAGAGAAAUUAUUCCUUGCAGAUUUGGAAAAGAUUGGUUGGUUCAAUUUCCAACUCAAAUCUGUCAGUAAACUAUUAUCCAACAAGUAUCCAUCUGUCACGGGCGAAAUAGCUAAAGAAUUGGUAAUUGCCAAGAGAACCAAACUGGUCAAAGAUAUGGAAGAUCAUGAGAAGACCUAUUACAAAGCACUUGCAUAUGUUUUAGAAGAGGAUCAUAUUACAGCAAGUUCUCUAUCCAGUGAAUUAGAUAUCAGUUCCUACUCAGCAACCAAGUUAAUCUCCCAAAUGGAAAAGGAGGGUCUCCUUAAAGCUGCCUCAACAAAGAGAAAAGGGAAGAAGGUAAUGCACAACAAUAAGAGACUUGAAGAAGCAAAAGAGUUCAUUGAAUUUGAACAGUAUUUGAAGCAACCUAAGACUGAAUCCACCUCCUCUCCAUCCAAAUCACCAGAAGCUAAAAAGAAGCAAGAAUUUGAUUAUUCGGACUCUGAUUCAGAAAUUUCAAAUCAUGAAGAGAGUGAUAUCAAACCAACUCCCAAAAAGGCUGUUCAUUCCUCACCAACCGUCACUAGUCCACCAAAGCAACCUGAAUCAGUUGAUAAAAGAGGUGUAAAGAGAAAGACUAUUUCUCAAUUUGAAGUCAGUCACAGUCAAGAUGAAAUAACUGCCAAUGAUAGAGAGAAUGAAGAAAAUCCAUCAUCUUCUAAGGUGGAUUUGGAUUCAAUCAACUACAGUUACUCAAUUUUGUGA
Messenger RNA from Naegleria gruberi, 1629 nucleotides. RefSeq names its product meiotic specific asynaptic protein. The transcript has a single exon. Lineage: Eukaryota; Heterolobosea; Eutetramitea; Acrasida; Naegleriidae. The coding region runs from base 1 to 1629 and encodes 542 amino acids. The record is from RefSeq and is a predicted model, not a curated record.